UCUCUAGCGGAUGUACCGGUCGCAUCUGUCAGUUUCCGCCGCGCCCGAAACCGAGGAAAAAACUAACCAGAAAGGGUAGCAAAGAAAGAGGGGGCAGAAAGGACACCGCCCUUUCUCUCUUCCUGGUUUUUCGCCGCUCCCUCGGAAUCGCAGCAGCAGGGCAGAGCACCUGUAGGACCACUGUGAACUGGCUGUCCUUAGUUGGGAAUUUGGAUGGCUGCUGCUUUAAAGACAAGUGGCACAUUUUGUAAUACACUGCAGCAGUGGCUGCAUCCGACAAGGGAUCAGUUUUUAUAUGGUUAUUCUCAUUCAAAUACCAAAGAAUGUAAAAGCAAGAAUACAAAAAGGCCUGUUCCAUUAUGUGUUAAAGCUACUUCCACGAAAGCGGAGCUAGAUUUCAGUGAUCCAUCUUGGAAACAGAAGUUUCAGAAAGACUGGGAUGAGCGUUUUAAUCUGCCACAUAUUACUGAUAUAUAUGACUUGAAACCAAGGACAACUACAUUCUCACUCAAUAAAAAAAGAACUCCUACACGUGACGAAAGUAGUACACCUAUGGACAUGUGGAAUGGUUACGUGAACAAUGAUGACCGAGCACUUAUGAAGGUGAUAAAUUAUUCCUCCCCUACUUCUGCUGGAGCUGAGUGCAUUGAUCCUGAUUGUAGCUGGGUGGAGCAAUGGGUGCAUCGUGCAGGACCUCGUAAAGACAUAUACUAUGAGCCAGUGGAAGUAAAAGCUGCUAUAGUUACUUGUGGAGGUCUCUGCCCUGGUUUGAAUGAUGUCAUCAGACAGGUAGUAUUCACCUUAGAGACAUAUGGAGUUAAGAAUAUUGUUGGAAUUCCAUUUGGUUAUCGUGGGUUUUUUGAGAAGGGCCUAAAAGAAAUGCCUCUUUCACGUCGUAUAGUGGAGAAUAUUAAUCUUGCUGGUGGAAGUUUUCUAGGAGUCUCCCGUGGAGGAGCUAAAACUAGUGAGAUUGUAGAUAGUAUACAGGCCAGAAGAAUUGAUAUGCUUUUUGUGCUUGGUGGAAAUGGUACCCAUGCAGGAGCGAAUGCUAUACAUGAUGAGUGCCGUAAGAGAAAGCUAAAAGUUUCAGUUGUAGCAGUUCCAAAGACCAUUGACAAUGAUAUACCUUUGAUGGAUAAAACAUUUGGUUUUGAUACAGCUGUUGAAGAAGCUCAACGGGCCGUUAACUCCGCCUAUAUAGAGGCACGUAGUGCAUACCAUGGUAUUGGUUUGGUCAAAUUAAUGGGAAGAAGCAGCGGCUUCAUUGCAAUGCAUGCUUCCCUUUCAAGUGGGCAGGUUGAUGUCUGCUUAAUACCAGAGGUCCCUUUCACACUAGAUGGAGAAUGUGGUGUCUUACAGCACCUUGAGCAUUUAUUGAAGACCAAGGGAUUCUGUGUGGUUUGUGUUGCGGAAGCUGCAGGACAAGAAUUAUUGCAAAACUCAGGUGCAACUGAUGCAUCAGGGAAUUUAAUACUUAGUGACAUUGGUGUUCACAUGCAACAAAAGAUUAAGAUGCAUUUCAAGGGCAUCGGCGUUCAUGCUGAUGUAAAAUACAUUGAUCCAACGUACAUGGUACGGGCAUGUCGUGCCAAUGCAUCUGAUGCAAUUUUGUGCACCGUACUUGGACAAAACGCUGUCCAUGCAGCAUUUGCUGGCUUCAGUGGUAUCACCUCCUGCAUCUGCAACAAUCACUAUGUCUACCUUCCGAUCACAGAAGUCAUAACAGCACCGAAGCGUGUGAACCCUAACAGCAGGAUGUUACAUCGUUGCCUCACGUCCACAGGCCAGCCAGACUUCCACUGACACUACUCGUCUGUGUUGCGUAAUCAAGUUGAUGAAGAUACUCUUUUGCUGUUGUGCUACCACCAUGAUUACCAGUAUGAUAGUUGACGAUCAUGUGAUGCUGAGAUGAAACUUGGUCCUGAAAGAUAUUUUUGACUGCCUGAACUCCAAAGUUGUUUUUUUCGAGAAAACGCAAAAAACUUUUGUGUUUCAUUGCAUUGAAAAGAUAGAGUUGUUUUACAAUCCUCAUAGGAGGCAGGGUACAGGUUGUAGCUAUGAUGUAUCUCAACUCUGUCUAUUGUCGUGGUGGUGCAUGUUAGAGAGCAGUGUGAGUUAUUGUUCACAA
Lolium perenne is the source of this 2128-nucleotide messenger RNA. RefSeq names its product ATP-dependent 6-phosphofructokinase 5, chloroplastic. Gene Ontology annotation, molecular function: ATP binding; 6-phosphofructokinase activity. The record is from RefSeq and is a predicted model, not a curated record. Gene Ontology annotation, biological process: glycolytic process; fructose 6-phosphate metabolic process. Lineage: Eukaryota; Viridiplantae; Streptophyta; Magnoliopsida; Poales; Poaceae.